GGAGGAACACCAAUCAAGACAUGCUUAACUGCCUUAAGUGGGAGCUUCUGAACCUGUUAACUGCUUACAGAUCAUUAACAGUUUGAAGGAGAUGGGUCAAGGAGAGGAAAGAUUGAAUGUGUUAAUAGGAAAACAAAAUGUUACUACACAUAUGAGAGGUUCAAGUUUUCUAAUAAACAAAGAAAUGUUUGUUAAAACCACCCUGAGAAAUGGGGGGGAACCCAUGUCUGCAAAUGUGAGCUCCCUGGGCAGAAAUUCAGAAUGGACUAAAAUGGUAGGCGCCCCUAAUCUGAAGUCAAUAAUCAGGGAUGAAUAGCUAGCAUUGUUAAUUACAACACUUGUAAUUAAUUACAAGUGAGAAUGACUUCUGCCAGCAUACUGGGAUCCACUCAUAGUCACAGACCCAGCCUUAAUCAAGACUCCUAGCUAGGAGAAUGCACUGAAAAUACACCGAAACCAGGAAAGCAUUUGUAUUGGCCCUUUGUGGAUUUCUUUUGCUCAGUAGAACCUCUGAGGAAGGUGGGUUUAUUUGCUGUCAUUCCCACGGCAUAGAUAAGUAAACUCAGGUGCCAGGGGGUCCCUUGGCAUACCCACUAACUCCUCCAUAGUAAAAGUGCUAUAAGGGUAAAUGUCUCGUGUCCUCCCCCCACCACAGUGACUCAACAAGAACAAUGCAAUACCACAAAUCUGUCUGUUGUUGAACAUUCCAUUUGACCCUCACUAUACUCUUUUCAUUUAGGUAAGGUCGACACACAUCUUUUCUACACAGGCGGUAACUGAGGGGAAAAAGUAUCAUGACAAAUCUACAGGGCUGUAAAAGGCAGCGAGUGGAGGUGGAGCCCAGAUCUGACUCCACAAGUCAGAAGCUCAGAUAAGGCUUUGCUAGCGGGGCCUGCAAGGCAAGGAUGAAAGCCCGACGGGCUGUGGAGCGCUCACAGUCCCAGAAAUCCUGGAUUGAAGGAGUGUUCAACAAGAGAGAAUGUAGCAAAAUCAUACCUAGCUCAAAAGACCCUCACAGAUGCACCGCAGGAUGCCAGGUCUGCCAGAAUUUAAUCAGGUGUUACUGUGGGCGAUUAAUUGGAGACCAUCAUGGGAUAGAUUAUUCCUGGACUAUCUCAGCUGCCAAUGGUAAUGAAAAUGAGCAAUGGUCUGUUGAAAAGCACACAACGAAAAGCCCUACAGAUACGUUUGGCACUAUUAAUUUUCAAGACGGAGAGCAUACCCACCACUCCAAGUAUAUUAGAACAUCUUAUGAUACAAAGGCAGAUCAUCUAUUACAUUUAAUGUUGAAAGAGUGGAAGAUGGAACUGCCCAAACUGGUGAUCUCUGUCCACGGGGGCAUCCAGAACUUCAGGAUGCCGUCUAAGCUUAAAGAGAUCUUCAGCCAAGGUUUGGUCAAAGCUGCGGAGACAACAGGAGCAUGGAUAAUAACUGAAGGCAUUAAUACCGGUGUGUCCAAACAUGUUGGGGAUGCCCUGAAAGCCCAUUCCUUCCGGUCCUUGAGAAAAAUCUGGACAGUUGGAAUCCCUCCUUGGGGUGUCAUUGAGAACCAGAGAGAUCUUAUUGGAAAAGAUGCGGUGUGCCUGUACCAGACUCUGGGCAACCCCCUCAGCAAGCUCACCACACUCAACAGCAUGCACUCCCACUUCAUCUUGUCCGAUGAUGGGACUGUGGGCAAGUAUGGAAAUGAGAUGAAUCUCAGGAGGAACCUGGAAAAGUACCUCUCUCUACAGAAAAUACAUAGCCGUUCAAGACAAGGCGUGCCCGUGGUGGGGCUGGUGGUAGAAGGAGGUCCCAAUGUCAUCCUCGCGGUGUGGGAGACUGUGAAAGACAAAGACCCGGUGGUGGUGUGUGAAGGCACAGGCAGGGCGGCCGACCUCCUGGCCUUCACCCACAAACAUUUAGCAGACGAAGGGACCCUACGUCCUCAGGUGAAGGAGGAGAUCAUCUGCAUGAUUCAGAGCACUUUCAACUUUAGUCUUAAGCAGUCCAAGCACCUUUUUCAAAUUCUCAUGGAGUGUAUGGUGCACAGGGAUUCUAUGACCAUAUUUGAUGCUGAUUCUGAGGAGUCACCAGACCUUGAUUUAGUAAUCCUAACAGCUCUGCUAAAAGGCACAAAUUUAGCAGCAUCAGAACAAUUAAAUCUGGCAAUGGCUUGGGACAGAAUGGACAUUGCCAAGAAACAUAUCCUAACUUAUGGACAACAUUGGAAGCCUGGCACACUGGAGCAAGCAAUGUUAGAUGCUUUGGUGAUGGAUCGAGUGGAUUUUGUGAAGCUCCUAAUAGAAUAUGGAGUGAACCUCCAUCGCUUUCUUACCAUCCCCCGACUGGAAGAGCUCUAUAAUACAAAACAAGGACCCACCAAUAUGCUCUUGCAUCAUCUCGUCCGAGAUGUAAAGCAGCAUGCCCUUCUCUCAGGCUACAGAAUAACACUGAUCGACAUUGGAUUGGUCAUCGAAUACCUCAUUGGUGGAGCUUAUCGCAGCAGCUACACUAGAAAAAGUUUCAGAGCCCUCUACAACAACCUCUACAGAAAACGUAAGGUGCCACAAUUGCAAGUGACCAGUUUUGCUGAAAGCCGUUCCCAGCCCCCUCUGCACCGAAGACGUCCCUCAGGAAAUAGAAAGGAAUCUGCAGAAAGCACUCUGCACUCCCAGUUCAUUAGAACCGCCCAGCCUUACAAAUUCAAGGAAAAGUCUGUAGUCCUUCAUAAAUCAAGGAAGAAGUCAAAAGAAGAGCAAAAUAUACCAGAUGACCCUGAGUCUACUGGCUUUAUUUACCCUUACAAUGACCUAUUGGUUUGGGCUGUGCUGAUGAAAAGACAGAAGAUGGCCAUGUUCUUCUGGCAGCAUGGAGAGGAGGCCACGGUCAAGGCAGUGAUUGCUUGUAAACUCUACCGAGCCAUGGCCCAUGAAGCUAAGGAGAGCAACAUGGUGGAUGAUGCCUCAGAAGAGUUGAAAAAUUACUCAAAACAGUUUGGCCAGCUUGCCCUGGAUGUGUUGGAGAAGGCAUUCAAGCAGAAUGAAAGAAUGGCCAUGAAACUGCUGACCUACGAACUCAAGAACUGGAGCGAUUCCACCUGUCUGAAACUGGCUGUGUCUGGAAGGUUGCGGCCUUUCGUUUCACAUACUUGCACCCAGAUGCUGCUGACAGACAUGUGGACUGGGCGCCUGAAAAUGAGGAAACAUGCUUGGCUAAAGAUCAUCAUAAGUAUUCUUUUUCCACCCACCAUUUUGUCAUUGGAAUUUAAAAGCAAAGCAGAGAUGUCACAUGUUCCCCAAUCCCAGGACUUCCAGUUUGCAUGGUAUUAUGGUGACCAGAACGCCAGCAAUGCCAAAGAAAGUGCUUAUACGAAAGACCGUGAUUUGGAGAGAGGCCCUGAUGAGAAACUAGAUGAAAAUCAGCACUUUGAUUUAAAGAGUGGUCCCCAAAGCCUCCCAUGGACCAGGAAAAUCUAUGAGUUCUACAAUGCUCCAAUUGUCAAGUUUUGGUUUUAUACGAUGGCAUAUUUGGCAUUCCUCAUGCUGUUCACUUACACUGUGUUGGUGGAGAUGCAGCCCCAGCCCAGCGUGCAAGAGUGGCUUGUUAUCAUUUAUAUCUUCACCAAUGCCAUUGAGAAGGUCAGGGAGGUCUGUAUUUCAGAACCUGGGAAGUUUACUCAAAAGGUGAAGGUAUGGAUUAGUGAGUACUGGAACCUAAUAGAAACUGUGGCUAUUGGCCUGUUUUCAGUUGGUUUUGGCCUUCGGUGGGGCGACCCUCCUUUGCACACAGCGGGAAGACUAAUCUACUGCAUAGACAUCAUAUUCUGGUUCUCACGGCUCCUGGACUUCUUUGCCGUGAAUCAACACGUAGGUCCAUAUGUGACCAUGAUUGCAAAAAUGACCGCAAACAUGUUCUACAUUGUGAUCAUGAUGGCCAUCGUCCUGCUGAGCUUUGGAGUGGCACGCAAGGCCAUUCUUUCACCAAAGCAACUGCCAUCUUGGAGCCUUGCUCGAGAUAUUGUAUUUGAGCCAUACUGGAUGAUAUAUGGAGAAGUCUAUGCUUCAGAUAUAGAUGUUUGUGCAAGCCAUCCGUCUUGCCCUCCUGGUUCUUUUCUUACUCCGUUCCUCCAAGCUGUCUACCUCUUCGUGCAGUAUAUCAUCAUGGUGAACCUGUUGAUUGCUUUUUUCAAUAAUGUUUACGUGGAUAUGAAAUCCAUUUCCAAUAAACUAUGGAAGUACAAUCGCUAUCGCUACAUCAUGACUUAUCACAAGAAGCCUUGGCUGCCACCACCUUUCAUCCUGCUGAGCCAUGUGGGACUCCUCCUUCGCCGUCUUUGCCAUCAUCGAGCUCCAAACGACCAAGACGAGGGUGACGUUGGAUUAAAACUCUACCUGAGUGAUGAGGAUCUGAAGAGACUUCAUGACUUUGAAGAACAGUGUGUGGAAAUAUACUUCCACGAGAAGAUGGAAAGACUGAAUUACAGCUGUGAGGAACGAAUCCGAGUAACAUCAGAAAGGGUUACAGAGAUGUACUUCCAGCUGAAAGAAAUGAACGAAAAAGUGUCUUUUAUAAAGGACUCCUUACUGUCCUUGGACAGCCAAGUGGGGCACCUGCAGGACCUCUCUGCCCUAACGGUGGAUACCCUAAAAGUCCUUUCUGCUGUUGACACCUUACAAGAGGAUGAGGCUCUCCUGGCCAACAGAAAGCAUUCUACUUGCAGAAAACUUCCCCACAGCUGGAGCAAUGUCAUCUGUGCAGGGGUUCUAGGCAGCAUGGAGAUCUCUGGGGAGAAGAAAUAUCAGUAUUAUAGCAUGCCUCCUUCUUUGCUGCGGAGCCUGGCCAGAGGUCAGCAUACCCUAAGAGUACAGAGGGGACCCCUUCUUGAGAUUACAGACAUUCAGAGAAAGGCUUCAAAUAUAAGAGAUGAGCAGGAAAAGCAAGACACAGAAACUAGUGUAGUUGCUUCUGGAGUGUCCCUUUACACACAAACACACCCAAAGCAUGGCCAGUUUCUUCUGGUCCCCUCUUAUCUAAAGCAAGUUCCUUUUUCUGAGGAAAUUGACUUGCCCCUGUUCAGACCAUCUAUGGAAGCAGGCAUAGAUGUGAUGGCAACUGAACAGGUCGCCCAGAAUGAGGUCCCUGUUCAUCUGACUUGGCAGACCCCAGGUAUCUCAGCUCAGGGCUCAGUGGCUGAACCCAAGGAACAGUACGAGUCAAUUGCUCACACACCAGCCAGAGAAGACAAGGGGGAGCAAGUUCCACCCACUUUGAUUUGCACACCAGCACCCACGCAAGUGACCUCCCUCCCUUCUCAAGCCGAAAGCAUGCAAGUUGGAGGUGGAUAUGUGAACUGGGCAUUUUCAGAAGGUGAUGAAACUGGUGUGUUUAGCAUCAAGAAAAAAUGGCAAACCUGCUUGGCCUCCACUUGUAGCGGUGAGGAGAAUGACCAAUGCCAGAAGCAGAUCCGGGUCAGAUCCCUGUCUGAUAACUCAUCAAGCUUGGCCCAGAGUAGCGAUUGCUCAGAAGUGGGACCGUGGCUGCCGCCAAACACAUCCUUUUGGAUCAGUCCUUUCCGCAGAGAUAGGCCCUUCACUCGGAGUCAUAGUUUGAGAUUCCACAAGGAGGAGAAACUGAAGAUCUGUAGGAUUAAAAAUCUUUCAAGAUCCUCAGAGAUCAGGCAGUCAGCAUGGAUCAGGACAAAAAUGCUAAUCAAGGAUAGGAGGGUGUCAAAGAAAAAGAAGAAAACACAAGGGCUACAGGUGCCAGUCAUAAUGGUUGAUACCUGCUCCGCAAACGACCAGUUGAAUUCCGAGCCAGGAGAAAGUAACAUCUCAGAAGAAGAGGAGUACAGCAAGAACUGGCUUACGGUGUCCAAAUAUAGUCCAAAUAUAAGUCUAGAACCCCCUAUAUAUCAGAAAAUGAAAACUAAAGAAAUUGAACGGCAUGCUGUACAAGUCAGUGAUUAUCUAAAGCAGUCUCAAGAGGAUCUGAGCAAAAACUCCUUGUGGAACUCCAGGAGCACCAGCUUCAAUAGGAACUCCCUGUUGAGAAGUUCAAAUGGAGUUGACAAAAUCUCAGCCUCCUUAAAAAGCCCUCAAGAGCCUCACCAUCAUUAUUCAGCCAUUGAAAGGAAUAAUUUAAUGAGGCUUUCUCAGACUAUACCAUUUACACCAAUCCAACUGUUUGCAGGAGAAGAGGUAACUGUCUACAGGCUGGAGGAGAGUUCCCCUUUGAAUCUUGGGAAAAGCAUGUCUUCUUGGUCCCAGCGAGGGAGAGCCGCAAUGAUCCAGGUGCUGUCCCGAGAGGAGAUGGGCGGCGGGCUCCGCAAAGCCAUGAGGGUCGUCAGCACCUGGUCCGAGGAUGAUGUUCUCCGGCCAGGGCAGGUUUUCAUCGUGAAGUCCUUUCUACCUGAGGUUGUGCGGUCAUGGCACAGAAUCUUCCAGGAGAGUACUGUGCUUCAUCUUUGCCUCAGGGAAAUUCAACAACAAAGAGCUGCUCAAAAGCUUAUCUAUACUUUCAACCAAGUGAAACCACAAACCAUUCCCUACAUGCCAAGGUUUCUGGAAGUUUUCUUAAUCUACUGCCAUUCAGCUAACCAGUGGUUGACCAUUGAGAAGUAUAUGACGGGAGAGUUCCGGAAGUACAACAAUAACAAUGGUGAUGAAAUUGCCCCCAGCAACACCUUGGAGGAGCUGUUGUUGGCUUUCUCUCACUGGACCUAUGAGUAUACCCGGGGAGAGCUGCUGGUUUUAGAUCUGCAAGGUGUUGGGGAAAAUUUGACUGAUCCAUCUGUUAUAAAACCUGAAGACAAACAAUCAAGAGGAAUGGUGUUUGGACCAGCCAAUUUAGGGGAAGAUGCAAUUAGAAACUUCAUUGCAAAACAUCGUUGCAACUCCUGCUGCCGGAAGCUCAAACUCCCGGAUUUAAAAAGAAAUGACUAUUCCCCUGGAAGGCUAAAUUCCACUUUGGGACUUGAUACCAAAAUAGAACCAGCCGAGGGGCCUCCGGCGAGGGAAGGGGGUGGGAAUUCUCCAGAAGACCUCACACGACUGUGAAAAAGGGGAAGGAGAGGCAAGAGGACACCAGUACUUGCCCUCCCUUCGGUGGACUCUGUGGGAACAAAGACCGACCGGAGGAACAUCCAUGACACCGGAGCCUCUGUCAGGACGGCCUUACCCCGCGGCCCUCCUGGAGACGUGCCUUCCGAGCCUCAAGUGUUGUCCUGCCUCAAGACCUCAUUGGUGUAGAUGGCUGGGCUCCCCUGGAUGCUGCCCUGUGUGUGCAGUGCUUUGCACGUGUUCAUCCUCCUGUAGUUGGGAAGGAAGACACUCGGACGAGCCCCUGGGGAUGCUGGUCCUUCAUACCUCAUUGCUUUAGCCGGUUGCUUAGAACCCUUGGAGCAGGACGGUGGGCACUGAAGGACCAGGGAGAUGAAUUUAAUUUAUUUCCUCGCUGCACUGUGUAUGCCGACUCUAGCCCCCACCGCGAUUCAUUACCUCACCCACACGUUGUGUUUCUGUAGGGACACGCACAUUAAAAAGGCAUUUGACUUCUCCUCUCUCCUUUCCUGAAGCGUAGGGCUUUGAAGAGCAACCACAAGGAAAACGGUGGAAUGGGUGUAUUUGCAUAGACUGGAGCACACUCCCGCGCAGUCUCACCGGUUAAAAAAGUUAGGAUCCUGGUGAAAUCUAGAUGGGGCUGAGGUUUUGUCAGUGAAUCACACGAUGCCUGGACACUUCAGUUUCCUCUCAAAGUAAGGAAAAGGGAAAUCUGAAACAAAUGCUCCUGCAUCCUUCUUCAUUUUUUUUUUUUUUUUAAAGGGGAACAGGGAUAUGUAGAAGUAGAAAUUGCCAAGAAAAAUUUUCCCUUCCCUUAAGCUCAGGAGUACCGUCAGUUAGAGUUGGCUAAGCCAACCUCUAAAACAUGACUCCCUUUUCCAAAGCUUCGUAUAUAAUAUUACGGGCUAAGUUACUCCGUCAGGUCCUCGGGGGAAAGAUGAUGUUUCUGACUGAAAACGCACUUCGAAGGUGUUUGCUUCGUCCCAGUGCAGAGUGCUGGUGGCUUAUAGAGGGCCACAGUGUACAUUUAAAGUAUGGCCCGAGAACAUGGUAUCAGUUUCAGAGGCUCAAAGGAAGGCUGCCAGGACACUGCACUGCACAGAGCCUUUGGGGGAUCAGCCAUCACGCUGUUGUACUGAUCGGGGUCACCCCACCUCAGAACUAGCAUGAGCUUUUUACACAAGGAGGGAAUGGAGAGUUUGGAAAAUGUCAACUCCUCUUUAUCUCUAGCCCUUACAUUAGCUGGUUUGCUUUUUAACUGACAUGCCUGCAUUUCUAGGUUAUGCUUCAGGGGAAAAGUUUCCCAGGCAUUCAGGGCUGGAGAGCUACACAUUCAGGUUGCCAAGGGUUGUAGACACAACACACGAUUCUUGUGUGGCUUGCAAAGGACUAAUUUCUACCCAUUUUACUCUGGUCUUGAGAGUGGCGGUGGGCAGGAGAUUGGGUGGUUUCUUGAUUGUCAAUGGGGAUAAAAUGUUCACGCUUUUUUCAGAGCUUACCUGCUUUACCCUAUUCUGAAAAUCAGUAAGGGAUCUACGAGUACCUCAGUGCUGUGUUCAACUGUGGAAAGAGGCAGGCAUUGAUUGGUCAAAUAUUUGUUAUCUGGAAUGGAACUUGAAAACAAAUGCAUUUUGAUUUCAAAUUUCUGUUAUGCUCUUCCCUUCCCUCCCCUCCCCUCCUCUCUCAUUUUCUUCCCUUCCCUUCCCUUCCCUUCCCUUCCCUUCCCUUCCCUUCCCUUCCUUUUUUUUUUUUUUUUUCAGAAAAAUCACCAGAAUAAUAUCUUAAAAAGAUGAAAUGCUGGGCAAAGAUCACUGUAGGACUGCUUGCAUGCAAAUACCGAUGUGACAGUCAUGACUUUUGAGCAAUUCAUGAUCACAGAAGGGUGGAUAUUCAUUCAUUCAUUCGGUCAGUUUUAUUCAACAGAUAUUUACUAAGUGCCUUCUCUGUACUGUGUGAGUGACGAGGAUGCAAUGAACAGAGCAUUUCUUCACCCUUAAAAAGCUUUAUGUGUCA
Messenger RNA from Herpailurus yagouaroundi (jaguarundi), 9053 nucleotides. RefSeq names its product transient receptor potential cation channel subfamily M member 6 (gene TRPM6). Gene Ontology annotation, molecular function: ATP binding; monoatomic cation channel activity; protein serine/threonine kinase activity. Gene Ontology annotation, cellular component: plasma membrane; apical plasma membrane. NCBI's taxonomy places the organism in Eukaryota, Metazoa, Chordata, Mammalia, Carnivora, Felidae. Bases 906 to 7037 code for a protein of 2043 amino acids. The record is from RefSeq and is a predicted model, not a curated record. Gene Ontology annotation, biological process: metal ion transport; protein phosphorylation; monoatomic cation transmembrane transport. The transcript has 39 exons.